AUGUGGAAUCAAUAUUACUCGGCUAGUGUGAAAGUUCCUAUCGUAAGACAACAUAAACAUGGAACAAUGGUUAUUGCUCUGCCGCUUGCUGCUGCCGUUUCUUUGCCAGAUUAUUUUGCACUUUGCUGUGAUGUUCAUUCGAAUCCUGGACCUAUAUGUCGACAACACACUCAUGACGAAAGAAACAGUAUUCCCGUCAGAAUAUCUGGCAGAGAAGCGAGAAAUAAAAUGGUUUUUCGUCAACAAAAGCAUUUUCAAACUUGCACGGCUUUGCAUACAAACAAUUAUUCAAAUUCUAUAUGGUCAAUUAACCAUUACCAUGCGAGAAAUGCAACGAACCUUAUCAAUGUAAAAGUCAAUAAGUCUUUCUCGAAUUUUUCCUCGAAGAUACGAUUUGCAACUUGGAACGCUCACUCGCUCAACAAAAAGUCAGCGACGGUUUGUGACAUAAUAAUUUCUAAGCGACUGGAUAUAUUGGCCAUUACUGAAUCUUGGUUAUCUGGCGACUAUCAUAAUAAUAACACUAUAGCAGAAAUUCUAAACACUCUAAAUGACUUUAAUUUCUAUCAUGUCCCCCGGGUGAAUAGAACUGGCGGUGGCGUGGGCGUCUUCUUACGAAAGGGUUUUACAGUUUUGAAGAAUGAAUGGCAACCGUUCUCUUCAAUGGAAUGUAUGGAUUUAUUCAUCAGUACUGGCGGCUCAUCUAUUAGACUGAUUACUAUUUACAGACCUCCUCAAUCGAAAAAAAACCGAGCGACUCCUUCCACCUUUUUUCAGGAAUUUUCAUCCCUCCUAGUAGUUGUCUUACUAACUCCUGGGUAUCUGUUACUAAAUGGUGAUUUCAAUUUUCACAUGGAAUUACAAAAUGACGCUCAUGCAUCAACUUUCAGAGAGCUUUUACAGUCUGCUGGCCUAAGACACCAUGUUACGAAAACCACCCAUCGUAGUGGACAUACUUUAGAUCUUAUCAUUGAUCGCCAAGAAAGCAAAAUAAUAUCAAAUGUAUAUACAGUGACAGAUCUUCCAUCUGACCAUAAUGCUGUGCUGUGUUCUAUCGCGCUCGAAAGACCUAAAGCAUCUAAAUCACAUUUCAAGUAUAAGCUGAUAUUUUGCUGUAAAAGCUGAUAUUUUGAAUUCUUCUCUUCAUUCACAGACGCCCAAAACCGCCAAUGCCGAUGUGAAUCAUCUUACGAAGGAAUACAACUCUAUUUUGCAGGAAGUUAUCAACAGACAUGCGCCGGAAGUAUCUCGUUCGAUCUUUUUGCGUCCCAACGCGCCGUGGUUUAACGAUUCGUUGAGAGCACUAAAAAGAGAGAAACGCAAGUGUGAGCGUAAAUACCUUACUACAGGACUUGAGAUACAUCGUCAAAUUUUUAGAGAUAAAUGUCGGACAUACACCACGACACUAAAUUCCGUAAAGCUGGAUUAUUACAGAGCACAGAUAAAGAAUGCUGAUCAGAACAAGUUAUUUAGCAUGGUGGACAACCUGUUUAAAGUAAAACAAGCUUAUACGCUGCCUAGUCUUCCUGCAAAUCAAUCUCUGCAGUGUGUGGCGAAUGGUUUCAGUGAUUUUUUUUCCUCCAAAACUCUAGCUCUGAGGAACAAUUUACAGAAUUCUGGUUUACCAUUGCUGGAGAUGUCUGUUACUAUUGAUUGCGUUCAAUGUGAUGUUUCUUUUACUGAAUUCUCGAAAGUAUCAGAGAGUUAUGUUAAAAACAUUAUUAAACAAUCCAAACCUAAGUCCUGCAUGCUUGAUCCAGGACCUACGAAUAUUAUAAAGCAAUUGGUCGAUAUUCUGGCAGGUCCACUCACCCGAAUUAUAAACACUUCGCUCACGUCUGGGAUUUUUCCAUCAUCCUUGAAGAAAGGUGUUAUUCUUCCAUCUUUCAAGAGACCUGAACUUGAUUUUAAUAUGUAUUCGAGCUAUCGUCCAAUCACAAAUGUUGCUUUCCUAUCCAAAACCCUUGAACGAGUAGUUUCUACCCAAAUACCCCAAUAACCACCUUCUUGCUAAGCCACAGUCUGCAUAUCGAAGUUUCUACAGCACUGAGACUGCUCUUCUUCGUGUUUUUAAUGAUGUCUUGUAUGCCAUUGACGAUCACCAAGAAGUAGUCUUGGUCCUUCUCGAUUUAUCUUCAGCAUUUGAUACCAUUGAUCACACGUUGUUGUUGGAAAGACUUAGUCACCGUUACGGAAUAAAUGGCACAGUGCUUGAAUGGUUCAAGUCCUAUCUUCUGGAUCGUACUCAAUCUGUAAAAGUCAAAGAUGCUUUAUCGAAUGAUAAGAAGCUACUGUUUGGCAUCCCCCAGGGAUCAGUUUUGGGACCAAUCUUCUUUUUCUUAUUUUUUGUACCAAUGGAAGAUGUCAUCACCGCCCAUGGUUUAAGCUGCAUGAUUUAUGCUGACGACUCCCAGCCCUAUGUAAUUCUUGAUCCCAAGAAAAAUCGAGAUGCUAUGCUUUCUAAGAUUGAGUUAUGUAUAAAAGAUAUUCUCAUUUGGUGUGCAAAAAAUGGUCUUACUUGUGAUCCUGACAAGACUAAAGUUCUCCAUCUCACGUCUCGGUUCACCAAGGAUUAUGAAGUACCCCUUAAGAUAAAUGUGAAUGACAAUAUUAUUUCUUCUUCACCAAAUGCACGUGAUCUUGGAGUUACAGUUGAUUUCCAUCUUAAAAUGACGACCCAUGUCAAUAAUGUUUCCAAAUCUGCAUUCUUUGCACUAAGAAACAUUGGUAAGAUCCGAAGAUAUAUUAACCAGAACGACUGCGAAAAAUUGGUACAUGCUUUCAUCACAUCAAAGCUUGAUUCCUGUAAUAGUAUUCUGUUUGGGCUACCAGCUGUAGAAAUUGACAAACUACAACGUGUACAGAACGCUGCUGCAAGACUUGUAGUCGGAGGAAAAAAAUAUGAUCACGUCACCCCGAUAUUGAAACAGCUUCAUUGGCUGCCUAUAAGGGCAAGAAUAGAUUUUAAGAUUCUGCUUAUUACUUACAAGGCCCUUAAUAACCAAGCACCGGACUAUAUAACAGAACUUUUAGAUAUUUAUAGGCCUAAGCGUACUUUGAGAUCAACAUCACAGAAUUUAUUAGUUGUUCCGAAAUCGAACACCAAGACGUAUGGUGAGAGAACAUUCCAAGUGAGUGCUCCUAAGCUAUGGAACUCUCUACCUGAUUACAUUCGUCUCUCAAGUUCAUUAGGUAUUUUUAAAGGCUUAGUAAAGACACAUCUUUUUAGGAAAUACUUUGACUAG
Paramuricea clavata is the source of this 3245-nucleotide messenger RNA. NCBI's taxonomy places the organism in Eukaryota, Metazoa, Cnidaria, Anthozoa, Malacalcyonacea, Plexauridae. The record is from the annotation of a GenBank genome assembly.